Molecule: messenger RNA, 939 nt
Organism: Trypanosoma theileri
Lineage: Eukaryota; Euglenozoa; Kinetoplastea; Trypanosomatida; Trypanosomatidae
Product: mitochondrial carrier protein
Exons: 1
Coding region: 1-939 (312 amino acids)
Biological process (GO): folate import into mitochondrion; nucleotide transport
Molecular function (GO): folic acid transmembrane transporter activity; FAD transmembrane transporter activity
Source: RefSeq, a predicted model, not a curated record
AUGACGACCAGUUCAGUUGGCGGCAGUACAGUUGCCAAUAGCAGAGGCACACAACCGUCUCCUGUAUCCCACACAAUCUCUUCACAGUUGGCAUCCGCUGCCAGUACUUUCAUCUAUUACCCCUUCGAUACACUUAGAAUACGAUUUAUGUCACAAGAUGGUACUUUACAAAGACAACAUAAUGGACAAACAUAUCAUUCUAUUAGUAAAGCUUUAACUACCAUUUAUCGUGAAGAAGGUUUACGAGCACUAUUCCGUGGUUGUCACAUUGCAGUAAUGGGUGCAAUGAUGUCAUGGGGAGUGUAUAUGUAUCUUUAUCGUUCACUUUGUAGUUUAUCAGAAGUUUCUUCUUAUAUUGGUCGCGCAGGUGUUUCUGCUGUCGCAAGUCUUAUCGCGACAUUUUUUUCUUCACCCAUUUGGCUUAUAAAGUCUCGUAUGCAAAUUGAAGAGGCUACCAAAUCUAAAAAUUAUGUUACUUUUCAUGGAGGUGUACGUCAUGUACUCCAAACCACAGGAUUUCGUUCUCUUUGGCGAGGCGUUUCUCUGCAGUUAACUUUAGUCAUUCCAAAUUCUCUUAAUGUUCCCACUUAUGAUUUUUUAAAAGGAAUUGUUUUACAUACCCGUUAUGGUCACAAUUCUAUGAAUGGGGAGUUAAGUGUUUUGGAGUCUUCACUGUGCUCCAUGUUAACCAAGACAUUCUUGGUGUUUCUAUCACACCCCAUUACGGUAUUGAAGGUUAGACUACAGGAUCAGCGAUGGAAUGCUGGGGAAGUAAAAUACAGAAGUGUUCAUGAUUCUAUUUUACUUAUUUUAAAACGGGAAGGAGCUCGGGGAAUGUUAAGAGGAUUAGGGUCCUCCUUAUUACACUCGCUUCCACGCACUACCACUUAUUUUGUAAUAUAUGAGAAAACAUUAGGCUUUUUUUCCCGUUACGCAUGA